Molecule: messenger RNA, 545 nt
Organism: Gastrolobium bilobum
Lineage: Eukaryota; Viridiplantae; Streptophyta; Magnoliopsida; Fabales; Fabaceae
Exons: 2
Coding region: 62-448 (128 amino acids)
Biological process (GO): mitochondrial translation
Cellular component (GO): mitochondrial large ribosomal subunit; ribosome
Molecular function (GO): structural constituent of ribosome
Source: RefSeq, a predicted model, not a curated record
UUGGGCAAUUUGGCAGGGUUUAAGGAGGGAAUCAGAGAGAUUGUAAGAGAGGGUUCAAAAGAUGAUGGCAAAUCUUUUAGACCUAAAAAUGAUACCGCUCAUGCCCACCACAGCCUCAUCGGUCAUCAAAGAAAUCGCAUUUAAGACAAACCCUUCAGCUUCCAAGGUCGAAAUCAAGCGUGUCCUUGAAUCCUUCUAUGGCUUAGAGGUCCAAAAGGUGCGAACUUUGAACAUGAAGGGCAAAAAGAAGAAUCACGCUGCUGGCACCUUGUACGCAAAACCCAAUUACAAGAAGGCCUAUGUCACCCUCAAGAAACCGCUUUCUGACCACCCCUUAUUUACCGCUACCAAUACCGUCGAAGCCGACAAGAACAAGAUGUUGACCCUUGCUAGCAUUUGGAAGCCUUUGUAUAUGGAAGCUGCAGAUAAAGAACUUUCCUGUCUUUGAAGUCAACAAUAUCUUUAGAUAUAAAAUUUAGACUAUAUGCUUCAUAUAAAAAUGGCUAGAUAGGUGUUUUGCUACAUAAUUUUUUAUGUUGAAAAUG